GAUACCCACAACCCCCCGCGGGAGCGGGACUGGCUGGUCCACGGGGUAGGCGGGGAGGCGGAAGCGGGCGGCGCUAAGGCUGACUGGGAAAUGUCAGCCACUUGACUGUAGACGGAUAUUCCUUUCCCGGGAGCCUGCAGGCCUUCUGGUGAUCGCCAGCGCUGUCGUCUCUGAGUGUGCAUCCCAGAACCUGGACAGCUGUGGCGGCCGCCGUUUCCUGGUCCCAUCCAGACGCUGUCUGGCGAGAUCGGACGGUGAGCCUGAGUGGGAACGCGUGAGACGCUUUGGUGUCUGGGGACCCGGGCCGAGCGCAGGCGGCAAGAGAGGGGACCUGGGAGACCCCGAGUGGCCGCCGCCGCCGCCGCGGGGCCCACGUCUCUGGCCGCUGAGUGGUGGCUGUAGCCCAGCCCGCCCGCCAGAUAUGGUCCAGAUCUGUACAUGAAUAACUUUGAUUAGUCAGAGUGAAAUAUUCAAUAAUGAGUGGUGCAGCUUUGGGACUUGAGAUUGUUUUUGUCUUUUUUCUGGCAUUAUUUCUACUUCAUCGAUAUGGAGACUUUAAGAAACAGCAUAGACUUGUAAUUAUUGGAACGCUGCUUGCUUGGUAUCUCUGCUUUCUUAUUGUCUUCAUACUGCCUCUGGAUGUUAGUACGACAAUAUACAACCGGUGCAAGCAUGCUGCUGCAAAUUCAAGCCCUCCUGAGAACAGCAACAUUACAGGAAUGUACGCAACUGCUAACCCUGUUCCAAGCCAGCAUCCAUGUUUCAAGCCAUGGAGUUACAUUCCUGAUGGAAUCAUGCCAAUUUUCUGGAGGGUAGUGUAUUGGACAUCACAAUUUUUAACUUGGAUUCUCUUACCUUUUAUGCAGUCGUAUGCAAGAUCAGGAGGGUUUUCCAUCACUGGAAAGAUCAAAACUGCACUAAUUGAGAAUGCAAUCUACUAUGGCACCUAUUUGCUGAUUUUUGGAGCAUUUUUAAUUUAUGUAGCUGUAAACCCACAUUUACAUUUAGAAUGGAACCAGCUUCAGACAAUUGGAAUAGCUGCUGCAAAUACAUGGGGUCUGUUUCUUCUUGUGCUGCUGUUGGGGUAUGGCUUGGUGGAAAUUCCUCGGUCGUACUGGAAUGGAGCAAAAAGGGGUUAUCUACUUAUGAAAACGUAUUUUAAGGCAGCCAAACUGAUGACAGAGAAAGCAGAUGCAGAAGAGAAUUUAGAAGAUGCCAUGGAGGAGGUUCGUAAAGUGAAUGAAAGCAUCAAGUAUAACCACCCAUUGAGAAAAUGUGUUGAUACAAUACUUAAAAAGUGCCCUACAGAAUAUCAGGAAAAAAUGGGUAGGAACAUGGAUGAUUAUGAAGAUUUUGAUGAAAAGCAUAAUAUCUACCCAAGUGAAAAAAGUCUGGUAAAACUGCAUAAACAGGUGAUUUAUUCAGUUCAGAGACACCGUCGAACUCAAGUACAAUGGCAAAUUCUUUUGGAACAAGCAUUUUAUCUAGAAGAUGUAGCAAAAAAUGAAACUAGUGCUACUCGUCAGUUUGUUCACACCUUUCAAUCGCCAGAGCCAGAAAAUCGAUUUAUCCAAUAUUUUUAUAAUCCUACAUUUGAAUGGUACUGGGAAUGUCUUUUGCGACCAUGGUUUUACAAGAUACUUGCUGUGGUUCUGUCCAUCUUCUCUGUGAUUGUUGUGUGGUCAGAGUGCACAUUCUUUAGCACUACUCCUGUCUUAUCCCUCUUUGCAGUCUUCAUACAGCUGGCAGAAAAAACAUAUAAUUAUAUUUAUAUUGAGAUUGCUUGCUUCCUUUCCAUUUUCUUCCUAAGUAUCUGUGUUUAUUCUACUGUGUUCAGGAUUCGUGUAUUUAACUAUUAUUACUUGGCUUCACAUCACCAGACUGAUGCUUAUAGCCUUCUUUUCAGUGGCAUGCUAUUUUGCCGUUUGACACCUCCUUUAUGUCUUAAUUUCUUGGGUUUGACCCAUAUGGAUUCAUCCAUCUCUCACAAGAAUACUCAGCCAACUGCUUAUACAUCUAUUAUGGGUUCCAUGAAAGUUUUAUCCUUUAUUGCAGAUGGAUUCUAUAUAUAUUAUCCUAUGUUGGUGGUAAUUCUCUGCAUUGCUACUUAUUUUAGUUUGGGAACCCGUUGUUUGAAUCUGCUUGGUUUCCAGCAGUUUAUGGGAGAUGAUGAUAUGACAUCAGACUUAGUUAAUGAAGGAAAAGAAUUAAUCAGAAAAGAGAAGAGAAAAAAACAAAGGCAAGAAGAAGGUGAGAAUCGAAGAAGAGAAUGGAAAGAACGUUAUGGACACACUAGAGAAGAUUCUACUAGGAACAGAAAUAUUCAUACUGACCAAAAAGAGUCAAACUUUUCAGAUGUUAAUACCAACCGGUCUGCGUUCAAAUAUACCAGGGCUAAUAACAGGACUGAAAGGGACCGGAUAGAACUUCUCCAAGAUGCAGAACCUUUGGAUUUUAAUGCAGAAACAUUCACUGAUGAUCCUCUUGAAUCUGAAUCAGGAAGGUAUCAGCCUGGUGGACGAUAUCUCUCAAUGUCUCGCAGUGACAUAUUUAAUGAUGUUUAAAGUCUGAAAAAGUUUGUGGGACCACUAACCAAGGUCAACACAUCAGAUCGGUCUUGUUGAACAUCUGUGUACCCUAGAAUUUCCUCUAUACGCUCAGUAAAAAGUGUCAAGAUAACAAAAAAAAGCUCUGAGAAUUAAUUAUAUCUUAGAAAUAAUAGUUUAAUGUUCAUUGAAUACAGUAUCAUCUUUUCCAACAAGAUUUAUUACAUAUCAUUUCCUAAGCAUCUGCCUUAGAAGUACAGUUACAGUGGAAGAAUUGUUUAAAAGCUCAACAUAUGUUAAGAACAUACAGUUCAGUUUGUUUCAGUUUAAUUUUUUUUUUCGGGAGAGUUAAAGAUUCAAGGAAGCCAUAAGUCAUACUAAAUAAUAUUAUACAGUUUUAUUGUUACCUUUUUGUUAUUUCUAAAAACUAUAUUCAACUUGUAUUUCCCAAAGAAAUGUAAGUGAGUGGAGACCUUAAAUAAUAACUGUAUU
Molecule: messenger RNA, 3038 nt
Organism: Sapajus apella (tufted capuchin)
Lineage: Eukaryota; Metazoa; Chordata; Mammalia; Primates; Cebidae
Gene: LMBRD2
Product: LMBR1 domain containing 2
Exons: 18
Coding region: 477-2564 (695 amino acids)
Biological process (GO): adrenergic receptor signaling pathway
Cellular component (GO): membrane
Source: RefSeq, a predicted model, not a curated record